CCUCGCACCAUCAUUACGGACGAGAUGCGAGCAACAGUCAAUGACCAUGUCAUUGUCCAUGGCAUGACAAUGGCUGAAGCAGGACUAAGAGUCCGUCCAAACCUGAGUAGGUUCACCGUGGCCACCUUUAUCAGGGCAUUCAGACAACACAACAGAGUUGAAAGAAUGCCACAUAGAGGUGGGAGGGUUGCCAUAUUUACAGCAGCACAAGAAACCCUCAUUGUGGAUAUGGUUCGUGAGAACAACCUCAUCAGACUCCGGGAGAUCAGAGACAAAGUCAUUGCCGAUAAUGUCAACUUUGAGAGCAUUGAUGAUGUCAGCUUGGCCACAAUAGACCGAGUUCUCCGGCGCCAAAAGAUGCGGAUGAAACAGGUCUAUAGGGUUCCCUUUGAGCGCAACUCUGCACGACACAAAGACCUACGUUACGAGUAUGUGCAAAGGAUAUUACAGUUGGACGCGAUGGCCAGACCUCAUGAGUACCUCUUCCUGGAUGAGGCUGGCUUCAACCUGCAGAAACGAAGGCAAAGAGGCCGUAACUUCAUUGGGCAAAGAGCCAUCACUGAGGUUCCUGGCCAACGGGGGGUAAUAUUACUCUUUGUGCGACCAUGGGUUUGGAGGGGCUUGUCCACCGGCAUGCUGUCCUUGGGUCUUACAACACCCAACGUCUCCUCACCUUCCUAGAGGAGCUUAAAGACAUCCUCCUGGACCGCCAACAACACCAUCCUGGGCCCGCACAUCACAUUUAUGUGAUCAUUUGGGACAAUGUAAGCUUCCACAGAACAAACCAAAUCAGAGAGUGGUUCACCACCAACAGUAACCACUUUUUAAACG
This is a messenger RNA of Triplophysa dalaica, 831 nucleotides long. RefSeq lists its product as uncharacterized. Lineage: Eukaryota; Metazoa; Chordata; Actinopteri; Cypriniformes; Nemacheilidae. The transcript has 3 exons. The coding region runs from base 25 to 681 and encodes 218 amino acids. The record is from RefSeq and is a predicted model, not a curated record.